CCAUCUUCUGGGAAACCAUCAGCCAUCUAAUCUGUCGCCACACCAGACGAGAACAAGCAGCAGCCAUCAUGGGAGCCGUUCUGGGAUUGUGCUCCAUGGCGAGCUGGAUCCCGUGCCUGUGUGGCAGCGCCCCCUGUUUGCUGUGUCGAUGCUGCCCCAGUGGAAAUAACUCCACAGUGACUCGCCUCAUCUAUGCCUUCUUCCUACUGCUGGGAGUGGGUAUUGCCUGUAUUAUGUUGAUGCCUGGCAUGGAGGGGCAACUUAAGAAGAUUCCAGGUUUCUGUGAAGGAGGGAUGGGUUCAUCUAUUCCUGGUGUAGAGGGUCAUGUGAACUGUGAUGUGCUGGUUGGCUACAAGGCUGUGUACCGCGUUUGCUUUGGCAUGGCCAUGUUCUUCCUACUCUUCUCUCUGCUCAUGAUCAAAGUGAAGAGCAGCCAGGACCCUAGGGCUGCGCUGCACAACGGGUUUUGGUUCUUUAAGUUUGCUGCAGCUGUUGCCAUGACUGUUGGAUCAUUUUUUAUCUCAGAGGGUCCCUUCACUACUGUGUGGUUCUAUGUCGGCAUGGCUGGCGCCUUCUGCUUCAUCCUCAUCCAGCUGGUUUUACUCAUUGACUUCGCCCAUUCCUGGAAUGAAUCCUGGGUGGAGAAGAUGGAAGAGGGCAAUUCUCGCUGCUGGUAUGCAGCCCUGCUGUCGGUCACCACAGUGAACUAUUUGUUCUCUCUGGUAUCUCUGGUCAUGUUCUACAUCUACUACACCCACUCUGAUGGUUGCACUGAAAACAAGGUCUUCAUCAGCAUCAACAUGUUCCUCUGCAUCGCUGCCUCCAUCAUGUCCAUCCUGCCUCAGAUACAGGAGUCCCAGCCCAGGUCUGGCCUGCUGCAGUCCUCUCUGGUUACCCUUUACACCAUGUAUCUGACCUGGUCUGCCAUGACCAAUGAGCCUGACAGGAAAUGUAACCCAAGCCUUCUGGGUAUUAUUGGGCUGAACAGCACUAGCCCUGCAGGUCAGGACCACGUGGUCCAGUGGUGGGAUGCCCAGGGGAUUGUAGGGUUGAUCCUUUUCCUCAUGUGUGUCCUCUACUCCAGUAUUCGUAAUUCGUCCAACGCCCAGGUGAACAAGCUGACUCUGACCAGUGAUGAGUCAGCUCUUAUCGAGGAUGGGCCUCAGACUGACAGCUUUGAGGAAGGCAGUGGUCUCAACAGAGCUGUGGACAACGAGAAGGAUGGUGUCACCUACUCCUACUCUUUCUUCCACUUCAUGCUGUUCUUGGCAUCACUGUACAUCAUGAUGACACUCACCAACUGGUACAGCCCUGACUCCAACUACGAGGCCAUGACCAGCAAGUGGCCGUCAGUGUGGGUGAAGAUCUCUUCCAGCUGGAUUUGCAUCGCCCUGUACGUGUGGACACUGGUGGCUCCGCUGGUCCUAGUCAACAGAGACUUUGACUGAAACACAUUGUCCCAUAGCUCUGAAACAUUAAUGCUCUGCCUCACUUGUGUUUUGUUUCAGCAAAGUCGUUAAAACAGUUUGUUUGGUUGCUGUGGUUUGUCUGUAUAGUCUGUUGCAGCUUCCUCACGGCAGAGGUUAUGAAUAGGGAACCAGCAAGGCUGUUAAAAUUUGUCCUGUCCAAGCUCUGACUGCAGCCUAGUCUCUUCUGGUGUAAUGCCAUUGUGAAUCCUCAGCAGUGUGUUGUAGUGGUUCCCCAUGCUAUUGCCAUUGUAAAUAUCCUGUGUAUUCCCAGUGGAUGAUUUUGUUUUAUUUCUAUAAAGACAGAGCUGCAUGCUUUUCCUUUAAAACUUGAUCUGACAUUACCGUAGCUGUAUCUUAAGCUUUUAUGAGGAUGACGGUGGCGUUGAUCUGUGCCCCCUGUGAGCAGCAACAUUUUAACAGCAACAGCUAGUAUUACAUAUGGAAAUGCUGUUACGUGUAAAAUAAGGGAGAAACUUUUCACUUAGAGACGAACUUUUACAGCAUUGAUUCUGCUGUAGUCAGACGGAUUUGAGUUGUGCAUGAGUGGACUCUGAAGGCCCUGAAAAGUGAGAGCAGGCGAGCGACUCAUUGUUUUUCACUAACUAGCAUCAUCGCCAGGCAUGAGUAGCGCUGUGUAGCACUGUGCAUGUGGAAUAGUUAUCUGCUAUCAUGUGUUAAUGCUCUACAAGCUGUGUGUUUGCUUUGCAGCUUGCACACUCUUGAGCACAUACACAACAAAGGCAUCCCUGUUUUUGUUGCUUCUGAUUUGCAUUAAAUUUUGACUUUAAAUGUAAAAUUGUUUGACAAGGAUAAGUUAUUUGGUAGUGUUUAGCAGUAGUAUGUAGUUUCUCACAAACUUGCAGACAUUGUGGCGAUACAUUUGUUUGUGGCGAUACAUUUGUGCUUUUAAUCUAAUAUGAUUUUUCUCUUGACAUGUAAAAGUAUCUUGUAACUCGUUUAAUAAAACUGUCAAAAAAAGCCAA
This is a messenger RNA of Chelmon rostratus (copperband butterflyfish), 2452 nucleotides long. It is a transcript of the gene serinc1, whose product is annotated as serine incorporator 1. The record is from RefSeq and is a predicted model, not a curated record. Gene Ontology annotation, cellular component: membrane. Bases 69 to 1448 code for a protein of 459 amino acids. Lineage: Eukaryota; Metazoa; Chordata; Actinopteri; Chaetodontiformes; Chaetodontidae. The transcript has 10 exons.